GCUGUUUGCCAUCUCCCUCCCGUCCCCUCCAUUGUUUGAGGUUUUGUUGAGGGGCUUGACAGACACCGCAUGUCCCGCUGGAACUGCCCAUGCUGUGGAAUAACAUUGACAUAGGUAAAGGUGUGUGGGCACCACCCGUCAGUGCAGGAACAGGAUGUGAUGUCACAGCGAUAGCAGCUUCCAUCUUUCUGUCCAGCUUCGUGUUUGCGAGUGGGUAGGCCCCUCCCGCUCCAAGGACAGGACAUGUUUGAAGUCAAACCCCGGGCGGUGGAGAAGAAAGAGUCCAGCACAGAGACAGAUGAGGGGCUGGGCAGCAGCGGGAGGCAUUACGGCUCUGGCUCAAUGGGAUCUGGUUCGGCCGGCUCCGGCUCUGUGUACCUGUCAGACAGCCAGGACUGGGUGGUUUCCCCGAGCUGCUCUCCAGACGAAGGCUCCAGCCAGCACACCACCAUCUCCCCCUUGCUGGCAGAGGAAACGUUCCGCUACAUGACAUAUCUUGCUUUGGAGCCCUCCUCUUAUUCCCAUCCUGGCUCCCAGAGCCUCUCCAAAGUCCUCAGUGCCGAUCGUGUGGAGCAGAUGACCAAAACAUACAAUGACAUCGAAGUGGUCACACACCUUUUGGCUGAGCGGGACAGAGACUUGGAGCUGGCAGCUCGGAUUGGUCAGUCCCUCCUGCAGAGAAACCAUCUGCUGCAGGAACGCAAUGAGGCCUUAGAGGAGCAGCUAGCACAGGCCCUGGACCAGGUUCAUCAGCUGCAGCAUGAACUCAGUAAGAAGGAUGAGUUGCUGCGGAUGGUUGCCAGCGCCUCAGAAGAGAGUGAGACCGACUCCAGCAUGUCCACCCCCCUACAGCAGCCUCAGCCGCCAAUGGGAUGCACUGCCGCCGCUGCACUCAGUCAGCUGGAGUGUCUGCAGAGCAAACUGCAGGAGCUGGAGGAGGAGAACCUGGCACUGAGGUCUGAGGCAUGUCAACUGAAGAGAGAUACUAUCACCUAUGAGGAGAAGGAGCAGCAGCUAGUUAGCGACUGUGUCAAGGAGCUCCGUGAGUCCAACAGCCAGAUGGUGUCCCUGACAGAUGAACUAUCUCAGAAGAACGAGGAGCUGCUCAGGCACCAGGAGGAAAUUGCUCAGCUGCUCUCCCAGAUAGUGGAGCUGCAACACAGAGUGAAGGAGCUGGCUUUGGAGAAAGAGGAGCUGAGGAUCCACCUGCAGGCCUCCAAAGAUGCUCAGAGACAGCUCACAGCAGAGCUGAACGAGUUGACAGAGAGGAAUGCCGAGUGUGUAGAGAUGCUCCAUGAGUCUCAGGAGGAGAUCAAAGAACUGCGCAGUAAAAACACUCCUUCUGCUGGGAUGCGGAGGCACCUUUCCUAUGGCCUCUACCCCAUGGACUCCCUGGCAGCAGAGAUCGAGGGCACCAUGAGGAGAGAGCUGAGUGUAGAAGAAGAGACAGCCUUUCAGGACCAAAGAAUAUCCCAGAAGCGAGUCUUCCAGACAGUCCGCUCCGUCAACGCCUCGGCAUCGCGGGCAGCUUCAGCCACCCCUCCAAUCCCCGGCUCAGGACAGAGCUCUCUAGUGAUGACUGCACAGCCGUUCCAGUCCACUCAGGGGGAGGAGGUGCGAAUGGGCCAGCCUGGCUCUCCUGGUGGCAACGACCUCACCAGAGCCCUCCACCGCCUGUCGCUGCGACGGCAGAACUUCCUGUCUGAGCGACAGUUCUUCCAGGCGGAGCGCGAGAAGAAGCUGCAGUCCCUGUCAGGGGCAGACGGAGAGGGCAGCAACUGCAGCUCACCGAUGGGCAGCGUGCUCUCCUCUUUCUCCAACCUGUCAGAGCUCUCCAUCAGCUCCAGUGUUUUCAAGACCUUCCUGCCUGAGAAACUUCAGAUUGUCAAACCCAUGGAAGGCUCACUGACACUCCAUCACUGGCAGCAGCUGGCCAAACCCCACCUGGCCACCAUCCUGGACCCACACCCAGGGAUAGUGACCAAGGGUUUCCGGCCACUGGCUCAGGAUGCUGUCUACCGCCUGUCUGACAUGGAGGAGGAUGAAGAGGAUGAGGAGUACAGAGGGACUGUUGUCCUUGAGAAGGGGGCGGCAGAGCGGGGUAAGGAAGAGGAGGAUGAGGAAGAGGAAGAAGGCGGGAUCACCUUCAAGGUGCGCUACACAUCUACGCCAGAGGAGAGGAAGGACAGAAAGCAUACGGUGUCACCUCUCCCUGUCCAACCUCUCUCCCCAACCGUGCCCACAUCUUCCUCCUCGGCCGGAUCAGACCUCUGUACGACACCUGCACCUCAUCAUGUCUCUGAGACCUCCAGUCUAUCAUCUCAGCCCAUUCCAAGAGCUUCUACAGCAACGGUCCAACCACAGAGUCAAAAUUGCACGUCAGCAUCAACAACAGCAUCUUCCUCUGUCCAAAAUCCAGGAAAGUGCCAGAGCUCCACCUUCUCCACCUACACCUUCACGACCUGCCGCAUCCUGCACCCCAGCGACAUCACACAGGUCACCCCAAGCUUUCAGUCAUCUCUCUUGGCCAACACACCCAGCUCCAUGAGGACAGGUCCCAGUACCCCUGUGACUCCCUGCAGACUGAGCCUGGGUGACUCCUUUCCCCCUCGGCGCCCCCUAGUGCCCACCAGCAGCCUGGCCAAGCUGGUCCUGGAGAGGGGCAUUUCUGCACAGGUGUCCACUGACACCCCACCUUCAUCCCCAAGACCCACACCCCGGCAGCCCCUCUUCCGUUUCCUCCCAAACACACCCCCGAACUCUCCCUCCCACUCACCUGCUCCCUCUCCUGUGCCCACGGAGUCCCGCCAGCACCCAGCCGACAAUUUCCUAGCCUCGCGGCCGGCAGAGCUUUUUCUCCAGGACGUUUAUGGGCUGAAUCUGGGCCGCGCCCCACAUCCCGACCUACCGAGCCCCUCCCAGGAAACCCCAGCCCUUGUCCCUUCAGGCCGAGCCAGGCCUGAGCCAGUCAAUGUCAGCCUGGUGGAGAGGCUGCGGCGGCUAGGAUUCACUAAGGUGCUCCACGGUUCGGAGUCUGAGGCUUCAGUGCUGCGCCAGGAUUCUGCCACUUUUGUGUCGGCAGGCGGAGGGAGCCUACUGGACGGCCUGAGGCGCAACCAGAGCCUCCCGGCCAUGAUUGGUGCUAGAGCAGGAAAGUCAGCCGGUAACCCCACACCUCCUCUUCACCCCACCUCCCUGGCCCUCCCCCCACCACCGUGGGGAAACCCUAAAGAGCGGCGCCGGCAACUCGCCUCCGUCUCCCAUGUCCCGUCAAGUUCAGCCAAGCGUUGAAGAGGAGGAUGGACUGGGAGGGCAUACACUCAAGAACAUGAACCUCCUCCUUUACACCUCCAUCCCCUUAUUCCUCCUCUCAUCUCUCUUCCUUUCUGCCUUUGGAGAGAUGAGUCAGGGCAUCGGUGGGCAAAACAAUCCCUCCUUUUUAUGACAUAGUUUUAAAGCACAAUUUAACUAAACUGACUGUUUUUAGCGACACUGCAGUGUCUGUGUGUGUAGGUGUUAGCUCUGAAGCUAGUCAUUACGGCCUUAGCUUGCCUCUGAACAGGUUAUUCAGCUCUGUACCUUCUCAGUCGUGUAUGAAUUAGGUUCUGUAGUUUUCCUGUGAGGCUCUGGAUGUUCAGGCCCAGGGAGAGGGGGGAAGGAACAUGCAAGUGGAUGAGGGUUUGUGGAAGUGGAUUAGAAACGAACAAGAGGUAAGGCACAGUAGAGCUCUAAAGAGAAGAGUGUGUGGUCUCCGCAUGUUUAUUCAUGUGAGUAGAGGAAGCAAGUGCAAGAAAGUAAAGGUGAAGAAAGAAGGACUGAGCAUCCAGAGUCUUUCCAUUUCAAGGGCUUGUUCUGUAGUGGACUGGAAAAGCUUUAGUCUGUAAUAAAACAGCAUCAUGUUAGCCGACCAUGCUCUAACACAUAAUGAAUGGAUUUAGGACCUCUGCCUAAAACCUUUACAGUCGGAAGAGAAAGGAUUCAACUUGCUUUUAUUAGUUGAGGACUAGAAGACUUUUAAGUACUAGCCAGCUUAGCAGCAAACUGCCAGGCUCAUUUUGUUGUCAGACCAUGCCUCUAACAAGCCAGUAUUAAUAUUAUAAUAAUUUUACAAUAGACCAUUGUUGCACGGCUGUCUGGUGACCGUCCACAUGCCCCGCCCCUUUUCCUGCCUCCUGCAAGCGUCUGCAUGACACGUCAAAAGCAACCCUGCCUACAGGUCCCAGCAUGCACCUGUCAGCAGACGGGUGGGGCCAGGCUGAAGGCGAGGUCAGAACCAAAUCAGACGCCUGGCAAAAAAAAAAAAAAAAAAAAAAAAAGUAAAAAGGACCUGCCUUUUCUUUCAGGUCCUGGUGUUUUGUGUGUUUUUAAUGUUAUGAAGCCUUAAGUAGACGCCAGCACUGCUCUUAUUUGUGUUCCCGUUAAGCCAUGUUCGUAUAUAUUAGUUGCACUCAGUGGGAUUUGGAGGUUGAGGUUGUGUUCAUUUGAGGAUCACUGCUUAGUUGAAGACAUUUCAUCACAGCCUUGGGCUUUAAAAGAAAACCGUGAAUUUUGUCAUGUCAGUUUUCAGCCACUGCGUUUAUCUCAGGCCUGUGGGACGUUCAGGUUCAGUCUGUUUAGAGGGGGGAAGACCACUGACACAUUAUUUCAGUUGUAUAUUACAUCCAGGUUUAUUAUGAGUGGUUGUUUUUCUGUUUAAAAUGGUUGUUGGGGGGUUAUCUCAUUGUGUCUCAUAUUUGGUUCACAGUUUAGCCAGAAGGUAGGAUUAUUAAUAUAGGAAACCAUCAUAUUCAUUCUACGUUCUAAUUAUAACAUCAUAUAAUAUCAUGUUUAGAUACAAGGGAGCUUAGAGCUUUGUGCUUGACCCCUGUGACCCUUCAGCCGUCAGUGCUGCUGUCCCUAACAUUCGUUAGUCCAACCAGACUUCCCCACUCAGUUACUGCACUUUUACUUUUUUAUUUAGCCUUUGUUUUACUGACAUCACUAUUUGAAGUAUAUAAAUACUAACAUAAUGAGAAGAUUUAGCAUAAUGGGUGACUGUUGUAACAAUGUCGGCUAACAUUUUGCAAUAAGAUUUUAAUAUAUGUAGCAUUUUUUUUUCUUUUUUCUGUUUUGCUUUUCAUAUGUAGAGGCCCACAGAAGGGAAUCCAAAUCAAGCCAAAAGCGAUAUUUUUAUUUCUGAAGAAAUGGAAUACUUGGGCUUACACACGUGUAUAUGUGAAGUUAUUUUUUGCUCAAUACCUGUAACAUAUUUAACAAUGGAAGAAGAGCUUCAGUUUAAUGUUCUGUAUGUUUGUAGGAUUGGAGAGAAGAGGAAAGAAGGCACAUUCAGACUGUUCAUAUCUUUAGAUUAGUUGUAGUCAUUUCCACUCCUUUCAGUAAAGCAGGAGGUUCAGGUUUGUAUCUUUCUUUGGCUAAGAUAUAAAAUGUCCUCUUCAUGUCUCCCCUCUUAAGAUCAUGAUCCUCGGUAAGCUACUUAUGGGUAUUAUUCAGUUGCCUCUUUUUUAAAAUAAAGCAAUGGAAACCAAA
Messenger RNA from Xiphias gladius (swordfish), 5526 nucleotides. RefSeq names its product trafficking protein, kinesin binding 2 (gene trak2). Gene Ontology annotation, molecular function: GABA receptor binding. The record is from RefSeq and is a predicted model, not a curated record. The transcript has 17 exons. Gene Ontology annotation, cellular component: dendrite. The coding region runs from base 244 to 3291 and encodes 1015 amino acids. NCBI's taxonomy places the organism in Eukaryota, Metazoa, Chordata, Actinopteri, Istiophoriformes, Xiphiidae. Gene Ontology annotation, biological process: neurogenesis; anterograde axonal transport of mitochondrion.